AUGGUCAAAACUAUUCUCCAGUUAAUUAUUCUGCUGCAUAUCGGGAAGCACUACGUUAUGGGAAGCUUGGGGGCUUUGAAAGCAGGAAAUUUCAAGAACUCAUCGACUGAUAAAACAGAAGAUGCGAAUUUGAUUGAUUUUCAAGUAUCAGACGGCAAGUGCCACAGACGAAAGGAGACGCAUACCCUAUCGACAUCUGAAGAGUUCCAAGAUAACAUUGGGAUCAUGCCCAAGGCUCCUAACGUAGAAAGCACUGCUCAUCCUAGGUCUACUGUUGAUAAAACUGAAACGGCUGUGCAGGAAGUAAUCUUCGCUCAUUUGUGA
Puccinia triticina is the source of this 324-nucleotide messenger RNA. RefSeq lists its product as uncharacterized. The transcript is spliced from 3 exons. The record is from RefSeq and is a predicted model, not a curated record. The coding region runs from base 1 to 324 and encodes 107 amino acids. NCBI's taxonomy places the organism in Eukaryota, Fungi, Basidiomycota, Pucciniomycetes, Pucciniales, Pucciniaceae.